UCCAAAACAUAGUCAGUGAAAGGGAAGAAAGUCACAGCUCAGAGUUCUCAAGAUGAACAAGAUUGUCUUUCUCAUUCUUCAAUCUGUCCUUCAAUUGGCAAGCAACACUUCACUGAGGGUCAUCAAGCCAAAUGUUCUGGCUCUGGAGGUGACGGAUCUGUCCAGCUCUGAGGUUUUGCUGCAUUGUGGAGAGCAGGUCGAGCUGGAGGACAUUCACUGGGAGAGGAAUGGAGAAAGCAUUUCCGAGAGAGGAAACCACAUCAUUGUUACCAUAGAUGGGCUACGUGGAGGAAACUUCACGUGCCACAAACCAAACGGGGAGCUCCUGAAUUACAAGCUGCUGGUGGUCCAUCCAGUCCAGUUUCCCAGAGGUGGAAUUCUAACACAGUCAGAUGACAGAGAAUUUGUAACUUGUACUGCAAAGAACUACAGCGGACAUUUUCAUUGCUCUUGGAGAUGGCAUCGGGAACGCUCCCAAAGAGCCAUUGUAUAUUUUUCUGCAAUCCGAAACUCCAGUGUACUGAACUGCACUGUGGAUGCUGAUAUCUCUGGGGUGACUUGUAUUGACAUGCAUUACUGUCCAUACUCGGAGGAGUCCAGGAGCAUCAAUCUCACCCUUCUGGUCAGAAAUCUGUACAGAUUAGAGGAGCAUCAUAGGAGUUUUCUCAUCAGAGACAUUGUUAAACCAGAUAAAGUGACUUUCAGCAAGAUUAAAGAUGAUGUGUUGGAGUGGCAUCCCCCCGAGACAUGGAGUUUCCCCUGCAGUUUCUUCCCUCUCUCCUAUGAGGUGAAAGUGAUUCCUAACAACCACAACUGUAACUUCACUGGAAACCGUGUUGAGCAACAUGAAACCAAUGAGACAUAUUACAUGGCGAACACGAGGAAGGCAUAUACAUUUUGCGUCCGGGCUCAGGAUCCGCUUACUAAAAGAGCCUGGAGUGACUGGAGUCAUCACCAUCAGAAAAAACACAGGCACAGCUCAGAUCAAUAGAGUUUGUUCAGGGGAACACACGUCUGCUUGAUACCGCUUGCAUUUGCUUUCAAUUUCAAACAGUUAUAUUAUUUAUAUUUUGUAAUAUUAUUAUUAUUUUCCACUAUUACAUUUGUGCAAUCAUUUUCUGGAUCAAUAAAAAUAUUUAGUUUGGCUUUGGUCUUGAAAGUUUUUUUUGUGUCAUACAGUUUUUUAAUGUGUAAUGUGUUUUUAAUGUUUGUCGAAUGCUUUUUGGGUCACUUUAGAAAACUGUAAUCGAUCGGCUAAUAUAGAGUAUAUAUAUAUAUAUAUAUUAAAUGAAAUGUAUAAAAAUAUAUAAAAUACAAUAUAAAAGCUAAAAUGUGUGAUUUCACAACUUUAGCCAGCGUCUUUUCUGUUUCAGCAUGUUGCAUCUACUGCACAUAGGCUUCGUACAAAAAUGUUAUUAACAACCAUAAUAAAUAUAUCAUUAUUAAGUCCUUGAUAUUAUUUGUGAUUUAUGCUGUGGUGGUGUAAGCAUAAUCCCUUCAUAAAUGUCUAACAUAAAGAUACAAAUAAAAAUUUUUUUUUUUAGUAAUCCAGACAACUGAUAAGUGAUGUUUAUACAA
This is a messenger RNA of Triplophysa rosa, 1578 nucleotides long. It is a transcript of the gene il12bb, whose product is annotated as interleukin 12B, b. Gene Ontology annotation, molecular function: protein binding. Bases 53 to 991 code for a protein of 312 amino acids. Lineage: Eukaryota; Metazoa; Chordata; Actinopteri; Cypriniformes; Nemacheilidae. The record is from RefSeq and is a predicted model, not a curated record. The transcript has 9 exons.